AUAUGCAGAUGGAACAAGCAUGGCCGUGUUUGCCUUUUUCUGCCAGCAAACGCCUCAGUACCAAUCGACCUAACGAUUGCCGUUGAUGUUGAAAGUAAUCCUGGUCCUGUCCGGUAUACGUGGGCUAUAACUACCGAGUGCAGGACCCCACAGAGCAAAGCAUAUCGCAGCUUCAAGCCAAAUUUAACUCAACGUGCCAAGCAUUAUUCCCAGUAUGUUAAUUAUCCAGCGCAAUUUGUUUAUUCAAGACGCCGAUUUCUCUCUAUUCGCUUUUCUUGCGGGAAAAUUAAGCCUGGUGGUGAUAUCCUAAACAAACUGAAAGAGUUCUCUCUUUUGAAAUAUCGCGGUAAUCGUGCUGGUCGUGGUAGUGGAUCUGGCUUGCGAAUCCCAACUCUUGCAUCACAAGACCGGAAAAAUGCUAAUCAAUUUCGAAUUAGCGGUCGCCAUCGUACACUCACCGUUGUGGAUUUAGCUGACAAGCUUGGACCGUCUGCUCCUAAAAUUAUCCCUCAGUGCAUGGUAAUAAAUGCUAGAUCUCUCGCUAAACCAGAUGCGGCUUCAGCUCUUUAUGUAGAGCUCCACUCUAAUAAGAUUGACAUUUGCUUUGUCUCUGAGACGUGGCUCAAUAACAGAAUCUCCUCGCACUUGGUGUGCCCCAAUGGAUAUAUUCUCUUAAGGAAGGACCGCGCUGGUACGCGUAAUGGGGGUGGAGUAGCGGUCAUCUGCAGAAGUGACUGUCAAAUUAAACAUUUAUUUGCUAGUGAUUCUUUCGAAUGCGUCUGGAGCGUUAUAACUACGCCUCAUUCUAAGUAUUACGUAGCU
Molecule: messenger RNA, 822 nt
Organism: Porites evermanni
Lineage: Eukaryota; Metazoa; Cnidaria; Anthozoa; Scleractinia; Poritidae
Source: the annotation of a GenBank genome assembly